CAUUAAGUUUACAUUUUGUUAUAGCACAAAUAAAAAUAGAUUACCAAGGCGAACAUAGAAAUUAUGGAGAUCAUGCAAAGAUUCAAGAGCACGUAAGGAACCAUCUAAAAGACGUCCCACAUCCCGAUGAGAUAUCAGAAGAAGACGAAUUAUAUUACCUUUUCUCAAUUCAUGAUACUAAUAAUGACGGUCAUUUGGAUGGUCACGAACUUCGUGGAGCGUUUAUCGAACAUGAAUCUGAUGAUGAUUCAAAUAAAAAUCUUUUGACAAUCGAAGAAAUUGUCGAAAUGAUCGAUCAUGUGUUAUUAGAAGAUGACAUGAACAAUGACGGCAAAAUAAGUUGGGAUGAGUAUCUAUUAUCACAAACAUAUCACGAAGCUUAG
Scutellospora calospora is the source of this 383-nucleotide messenger RNA. NCBI's taxonomy places the organism in Eukaryota, Fungi, Glomeromycota, Glomeromycetes, Diversisporales, Gigasporaceae. The record is from the annotation of a GenBank genome assembly.